AUGACCUGUGGAUUCAGCGGCCGCGCCUUCAGCUGCGCCUCUGCCUGCGCGCCCCGGGCCGGCCGCUGCUGCAUCACCGCCGCCCCUUACCGCGGCGUCUCCUGCUACCGCGGCCUCACUGGGGGCUUCGGCAGCCGCAGCGUCAGCGGGGGCUUCCGCGCCGGCUCCUACGGCCGCAGCUUCGGCUACCGCUCUGGCGGCGUGACCGGGCUCAGUGCCCCCUGCAUCACUACCGUGUCCGUCAAUGAGAGCCUGCUCACGCCCCUCAACCUGGAGAUCGACCCCAACGCUCAGUGCGUGAAGCAGGAGGAGAAGGAGCAGAUCAAGAACCUCAACAGCAGGUUUGCUGCCUUCAUCGACAAGGUGCGCUUCCUGGAGCAGCAGAACAAGCUGCUGGAGACCAAGUGGCAGUUCUACCAGAACCAGCGCUGUUGCCAGAGCAACCUGGAGCCACUGUUCAAUGGCUACAUUGAGACGCUGAGGAGGGAGGCCGAGUGUGUGGAGGCCGACAGCGGGAGACUGGCCUCUGAGCUCAACCAUGUGCAGGAAGUGCUGGAGGGCUACAAGAAGAGGUAUGAAGAAGAAGUUGCGCUUCGGGCCACUGCUGAGAAUGAGUUUGUGGCUCUAAAGAAGGAGGUGGACUGUGCCUACCUCCGCAAGUCGGACCUAGAAGCCAACGUCGAGGCCCUGACCCAGGAGAUCUACUUCCUGCGGCAACUGUAUGAGGAGGAACUUCGCAUCUUCUACUCCCAAAUCUCGGACAUCUCAGUUGUGGUGAAGAUAGACAACAGCCGGGACCUGGACAUGGGCUGCAUCAUUGCUGAGAUCAAGGCUCAGUACGAUGACAUCGCCAGCCGCAGCCGGGCUGAGGCUGAGUCCUGGUACCGCAGCAAAUGCGAGGAGAUAAAGGCCACAGUGACCAGGCACGGGGAGAGCCUGCGCCGCACCAAGGAGGAGAUCAAUGAGCUGAACCGUGUGAUCCAGAGGCUGACGGCCGAGAUUGAGAAUGCCAAGUGUCAGAAUUCCAAGCUGGAGGCUGCAGUGACUCAGGCUGAGCAGCAGGGUGAGGCAGCCCUCAACGAUGCCCGCUGCAAGCUGGCUGGACUGGAGGAGGCCCUGCAGAAGGCCAAGCAGGACAUGGCCUGCCUGCUGAAGGAGUACCAGGAGGUGAUGAACUCCAAGCUGGGCCUGGACAUCGAGAUCGCCACCUACAGGCGCCUGCUGGAGGGCGAGGAGCAGAGGCUGUGUGAAGGCGUUGGAGCUGUGAAUGUCUGUGUCAGCAGCUCCCGGGGCGGAGUUGUCUGCGGGGACCUCUGUGUGUCCGGCUCCCGGCCUGUGACAGGCAGUGUCUGCAGCGCCCCCUGCAGCGGGAACCUGGUAGUGAGCACUGGAAUGUGCGCCCCCUGCGGCCCACUCAACACCACAUGUGGAGUGGGCCCCUGCAGCCCAGGGAGGUGUUAGGUGCCCCAAGAGAGAGCCAGAGAAGCCCUUUCUAUCUGCCAGACGUGCCACUACCCCACCCCAACUGAGAACAGUGGUGCAUCAGUAGCUGUUCCCCUUGUGUUCCGAGAAUACACCACCCUGCUCACUCCCAUCAGCCAUUCCUGUCAUCUUGUCCUACUGGAAAGGGGCCAGCUGCCUGGGAAUGGACCCAUCCCUUUCCUCAUCUUGGCCUCCAGACUGUCCAGGGAGAAGGGCUUUUCUUCCAUGGAAAGACCACUGCCUGACUUCUCCUGUGCCUCUCUGGCCUCUUGUCCCCUGUUUUUUCCAAUAAACUGGGGAACCUGCUUUCUGUGCUGCAAUGUCUUACUUUCCUGGAGUGUGUCAU
Loxodonta africana (African savanna elephant) is the source of this 1828-nucleotide messenger RNA. RefSeq names its product keratin, type II microfibrillar, component 7C. Gene Ontology annotation, cellular component: keratin filament. The record is from RefSeq and is a predicted model, not a curated record. The transcript is spliced from 9 exons. Bases 1 to 1461 code for a protein of 486 amino acids. Gene Ontology annotation, biological process: intermediate filament organization; keratinization. Gene Ontology annotation, molecular function: structural constituent of skin epidermis. NCBI's taxonomy places the organism in Eukaryota, Metazoa, Chordata, Mammalia, Proboscidea, Elephantidae.